AUGGCUGAAGUGCAUAGUGAGGACAAGAAAGAGGGUAAAAGGUUACCGUUAUGGGUUUUGGCCCCUAAGGAUGAAAUGGAUGCACGUAAGAACUUGAAGAAGUUUGCUUAUGAACAAUGUAAGGAAUAUGUUGAAGCAAUGGCGGCUUGUGCUAAGGCUAAUGGUAUGAAGGUUUUUCCAGCUUGUAAUGAACAGCGUGAUAGAAUGGCAGAAUGUAUAUUAUUUUAUCAAAUUGAUACAAAAUAUUUGGAUAUGGAGAAAGAUAAGAUAAUUGAAAAGAAGAUUGCUUUGAUGAAGGAGAAGAAGGAUUGA
Vanderwaltozyma polyspora DSM 70294 is the source of this 312-nucleotide messenger RNA. RefSeq names its product Cmc1p (gene CMC1). The coding region runs from base 1 to 312 and encodes 103 amino acids. The transcript has a single exon. Lineage: Eukaryota; Fungi; Ascomycota; Saccharomycetes; Saccharomycetales; Saccharomycetaceae. The record is from RefSeq and is a predicted model, not a curated record.